Kalmanozyma brasiliensis GHG001 is the source of this 909-nucleotide messenger RNA. RefSeq lists its product as uncharacterized. NCBI's taxonomy places the organism in Eukaryota, Fungi, Basidiomycota, Ustilaginomycetes, Ustilaginales. Gene Ontology annotation, molecular function: (3R)-hydroxyacyl-[acyl-carrier-protein] dehydratase activity. Bases 1 to 909 code for a protein of 302 amino acids. The record is from RefSeq and is a predicted model, not a curated record. Gene Ontology annotation, cellular component: mitochondrion. The transcript is spliced from 3 exons.
AUGUACGACACGGCCGAUCUGAACAAGGCGCGUCAGCUCAUGCUCGUCCUGCCCGAUCUCUCGGGGGCCCCUUCCAGCGUGACUUCCUCUCGCGAGCUCGUUGACAAGCACACCGGCGAGCAGGCCUUGGCGUUGAAGGCUGGAUCCCCGAUGGCUCUCGGAUCAGAGCUGGUGUUGUUCAACCCGCUUCUCAGCGAAAGCACCCUAGGAACAGACGGGACCGAAAGGACCUUUGGACCGCCGGGAGGGUUGGAUCAGCGCAUGUGGGCCAGCGGUUCGUUCGAAUUUGAGCAGGGCAAGAGUCUCCUUGUAGGCCAAGAUGUGCAGUGCGAGGUGGCUGUCGAGAGUGUACAGCCAAAGGAGGGUGCAAAGACAGGGAUGAUGGUGCUGGUGACACGGAAGCUGGUUUACUCGACAUCUGAGGGGGUGGUGCUGACGGAGAGAAGAACACACGUAUACAGAAAGCAACGACCCGCACAACAGCGCAAGUACGUCCCUCCGCCCGCAGACAAGACACCCAAGGCCAAUGACGUCGAGGAGAAGCCUUCCAACUUCGGCUUCGACUACUAUGCUACACGCGCGGCCUUGUUCCGCUACUCUGCUGCCACCUUCAACGCGCACCGCAUCCAUUUGGACCCGGAGUACUGUCGCAACGAAGAGGGUCAUGCAGACUGCCUGGUACACGGCCCACUGACAGCAACGUUGCUGCUCAACUUGAUCGACACGGCAGCGCGCGAGACUUCUGCACAGGUGAAGAAGUUCGAGUAUCGAGCCACAUCUCCGUUGACAGUGGAGCAGACGGUGCGACUGCGUGGUGCAUGGGAAGGCGAGGACAAGAAGAAAGCAUCACUGUGGGCGCUGAACGAAGCUGGCACCGCAUGUAUGACGGCCAAGGCCACACUCUUCUGA